AACAGAAGUAGUAGGACAGUUGGAGAAUCGUCUUUGGGAUUCGAGCAAGGACGUCCGGGCCUGCUCCACUCACCAGUUGACCACUGUUCCACUCCGCCUGCCUUCUCAGCAGAAUCCGAUGGCCCACCUUCCCGCCUCUCCGGCGGCCGCGGUAUCCACCGGCCACCGCGUCUCGCCCUCGCCUCGCUCUUGCCCUUCCCUCCCGCAGCUGAAGACGACCGUACUGUCGUCGACAGGAGCCGCCGCGGGUCCCCGACCUUCCCGGCCAUGGAGGGGACUGGCAGCCACGGGCUCGGAUAAGGCCGCAUCGACUGGAACAAUUGCCAAUGCAAACGAAGUUCCUGUCUUGUCUUUCUCUGAGGUCGCUGAAAGGCUCGAUACAUUCCAUGCGUCUGGGGCUAGGAAUCAAAAUUACAUGGCCAUGUACUCUAGUAUUUUUGGUGGAAUUACAACAGGCCCUUCUGCAAUGGUCAUACCAAUUGAUGAUCACAUGGUUCAUAGAGGUCAUGGGGUUUUUGAUACUGCUGCUAUUAUGGAUGGUCACCUCUAUGAGUUAGAACAACACCUUGACCGCUUCCUGAGGUCUGCAUUGAUGGCCAAAAUACCAUUACCUUUUGAUCGCUCAACAAUUAGAAGCAUACUUAUUCAAACUGUGAGUGCAUCAAAUUGCACCCAAGGAUCACUCAGAUACUGGUUGUCUGUCGGACCUGGAGACUUCCAGUUAUCUUCAUCUGGCUGUGCAAACCCAGCCCUCUAUGCUGUUGUUAUUGAAAGUCCAUCCUUACAAGUACCAUCCUGCUGCAAAGUGGUCACAUCAUCUAUACCGAUAAAGUCUCCUCAAUUUGCAGUCAUGAAAAGUGUGAAUUACUUGCCCAAUGCACUCACCAAGGUGGAAGGUGAAGAGAAUGGUGCAUUUUCUGGCAUUUGGCUAGAUGAUGAGGGUUUCGUUGCAGAGGGUUCUAACAUGAAUGUUGGCUUUGUGACAAAGAGCAAGGAGCUUCUCAUGCCUUGUUUUGACAAGAUCCUGAGUGGGUGCACAGCAAGACGGGUUCUGACCCUCGCUGAGCAUCUAGUAGCUCAUGGAAAGCUCAGCAGGGUAAUAUCAAGGAAUGUGAGUGUUCAGGAAGGGAAGAUGGCCGAUGAGAUGAUGCUCAUCGGUAGUGGCAUUCUUGUAAAACCUGUUGUUCAGUGGGAUGAUCAGAUAAUUGGUUCUGGACAAGAAGGCCCGAUAGCUCAAGCGCUUUAUGACCUUAUUCUUGAGGACAUGAGAUCUGGUCCGCCAUCUGUUCGUAUCCCCGUCCCUUACUGAAACUGUUUGAAGUUUUGCAUAUGGUUGUAAGGGUGAACAAUGAUUUGUUGUUGUUGGUUAUCAGAGUUGUACGGUGGUCAUAUAAAAUCUAUGUAUUAAAAUAUAUGACAUCUAGGAAUGCUAAUUAUGCAAAAGAGUUGGGUUGUACAGUUGAGUGUCCCCUGAGUUCAUAGAUUUUCGAUGGACAUUGCUGGGCGUGUACCCUUUC
Molecule: messenger RNA, 1517 nt
Organism: Sorghum bicolor (sorghum)
Lineage: Eukaryota; Viridiplantae; Streptophyta; Magnoliopsida; Poales; Poaceae
Product: D-amino-acid transaminase, chloroplastic
Exons: 5
Coding region: 119-1309 (396 amino acids)
Biological process (GO): carboxylic acid metabolic process
Molecular function (GO): catalytic activity
Source: RefSeq, a predicted model, not a curated record